AUGGGCGACAAGAAACGCAAGCGUUCACAAAACCCUGCCGAGGAUGCUGAUGACAUCGUCGAACAGCAGCAGCCUGAAGGCAAGAAGUCGAAGCGGAGUGACAAGCAGAAGAAGUCGAAAUCGAAGGAGGAAAAAUCGCUAAACAACGAGGAGACCGUUGCAGCGCCGCCGGUGCAGGAUGAAUCCGCUACUGCUAACGGGGAGGACGAUGAAAAGAAGCGACGGAAGAAGGAGAAGAAGGCAAAGAAGGAGCGCAAGAAUAAGGAUGAGGACGAGGGCAAGGACAAGGACGGCGACACGGAAAUGGUAGACGACACUGCUGCUGCUGCUGCUACGGAAGAAGAUGGGAAAGCAGAAACCAAGGCCGAUGGAGAUGGCGAAGCGCCGUCUGCUGAUGCAACUGCCGA
Molecule: messenger RNA, 407 nt
Organism: Rasamsonia emersonii CBS 393.64
Lineage: Eukaryota; Fungi; Ascomycota; Eurotiomycetes; Eurotiales; Trichocomaceae
Exons: 1
Source: RefSeq, a predicted model, not a curated record